Messenger RNA from Apis florea (little honeybee), 1417 nucleotides. Its product is annotated as podocan. The record is from RefSeq and is a predicted model, not a curated record. Gene Ontology annotation, molecular function: protein binding. NCBI's taxonomy places the organism in Eukaryota, Metazoa, Arthropoda, Insecta, Hymenoptera, Apidae. Gene Ontology annotation, cellular component: plasma membrane.
GUCUUUAGCUACUAAUAAGAUAUAUUUAUCAGUAAUUGAUCUAUUGGUUUAACAUGAUUCAAUAUAAAACUGUAUUAUUUAUCUUGAUAUUGGCCAUCGUAAAAAGUAAAUGCAGCCCCAAAAUAUCUUGGGAUCCAAAUAUUAUAAAACAAAAUUUAGAUAAAAUAAUACUUGAUAAACAAUCUUUUGUAACAUGUUCUCAAGAGGAAAUUAUAAACUUAAAAGGAUUAAAUUUAAAUAGUAUACCAACAGAAUUAAUUAAAAGUAAAACAAUAGAAGCAAUUUCACUACAAAAUAAUGAAAUAAGUAUAGUUCCUAGCCAUAUAUUUUACGAAACUCCAAAUUUACAGUGUCUUGAUCUGUCACGGAAUAAAAUUUUGCCGAAUAAUCUUGAAAUGAAACAUAAUCGUUUGCAAACGUUAAUUCUCGAUUAUCAAAAGAAUUUACAAAGUAAUAAAAAUGAAAUACUUUUAUCGCAAAAUACCGUCAAAAUAAAAGGGCAAUUUCCAAAUUUGAAAACAUUAUCUUGGAAAAAUUUCACAAAUGAUAUUUUAACUUCCAUAAUAGCAUCAUUUCCGAGAAUAAAUAAUAUUUAUUUAUCCGAUUCUAAUUUACAAUAUAUAAGUAGUAAUAUAGGAACGAUAUUCCCGUAUGUGAAAAAUAUCCAUUUAGAAAAUAAUUUGAUCACUGAGUUAAUUGGACACGAUUUUAGAAAUGUGGAAGAAUUAUAUUUGGAUAAUAAUCCUCUUUAUAAUUCAAUCUGGUUCGAUCCAAAAUUUACAAAUCUAAAAAUUCUCUCAUUAUCAAAUACUAUGAGGAAUCCUCCUAAACUCAACAUUCCAUCGUUAAUAACCUUAGAUUUGUCUCAAAAUAGAUUUUUGUUUGAAGAGGAUAUCUUUGAAUAUACAACAUCUUUAGAAAAUUUAAUUUUAAGUAAAAAUGAAUUUAAAAAAUUUCCAAAUUUAAUUUCUUUAAAUAAUCUUAAAAAAUUAUCGUUGGCUUACAAUGUAAUUACCAAUGUAAAAGAUAUAAGUGUAGGGAAAUCUUUACAAAUGUUAAGUCUACGAGGCAAUCAAAUAUAUAACAUCGAUAAACAAGCAUUUUCCAAGUUUACAGAACUAGAAUUUUUAGACUUAUCGGAAAAUAAAUUACAAUCAUUACCAUUUGCUUGGAAUAAAAACUUGUCAAUGUUGAAAUAUCUCAAUUUAGAGUCAAAUUAUUUUCUAAAAAUAGAAGAUAUGAUGUUGAAUUCAUUAUUUACUUUACAGAAACUUUAUAUAAAAAAUAAUGAUAUCGUGUCGAUAGAUUUAGAUAUAUUAAAAAUUAUACCGCAAAACUGUACCGUAUAUGUGCUUUGAAUAUUAUCACACACGAGAUAAACAAUAAAUCUAAAAGAUUAAAUGUAUUUCGAUUGUCA